This is a messenger RNA of Papilio machaon (common yellow swallowtail), 2446 nucleotides long. Its product is annotated as myosin light chain kinase, smooth muscle. NCBI's taxonomy places the organism in Eukaryota, Metazoa, Arthropoda, Insecta, Lepidoptera, Papilionidae. Gene Ontology annotation, molecular function: ATP binding; protein serine/threonine kinase activity. Gene Ontology annotation, biological process: intracellular signal transduction; protein phosphorylation; positive regulation of apoptotic process. The record is from RefSeq and is a predicted model, not a curated record. Gene Ontology annotation, cellular component: nucleus. The transcript has 8 exons. The coding region runs from base 237 to 2204 and encodes 655 amino acids.
CAGGCAGCGCCUGCGCAACGUCAGUCGCGAUCGAGCGCCCGCGGUGAUCGAACGUGCUCCAUGAAUUCUAGCACAAUUAUAGUCUCGUUUCUUUUGUUAAACAUUAGUUUGAGUGAAUUUUAAUUUUGUGCCUGUGUAUGACACGUUGGAUGUGCAAUUAUUUGUGAAACAGCCGAAUUGGAGUCGAUUUUCUUAUAACUGUGUAAUGUGUAUGAACUUGUAAAAGAAUACCCGAUAUGAUCCACGUGGACGAGACAGAUCCAGUAGGCGAGAUAGAGCCGCCAUUCCCCUGUCGCGAUGUCUCCAUCAAACGUGGCACGGAUGUCAAUGACUUUUUCGAAAUGCUGUCGGAGAUUGGUCGUGGCAAAUUCGGCACAGUAUACUUAUGCCGUGAGAAGAGCACCGGUUUGGAGUUAGCUGCGAAACUGGUGUCUGUCAGCAGAAGAGACGAGCGGCGGAAUGUUGAACGUGAGGUGGACGUUAUGCGUCGGCUGCGUCACCCGCGCCUCAUACAGCUAUACGACGCCUACGACUGGGGCAAGUACAUGUGCGUCGUACUUGAACUGAUAACCGGCGGGGAGCUUUUUGAGCGUGUGAUCGACGAGGACUUUGUGCUAACGGAGCGCGCCUGCACAGUCUUCAUGCGGCAAAUCUGCGAAGGCAUUGAAUUCGUACACAGACAGAAUAUAUUGCAUCUUGAUAUGAAGCCAGAAAACAUCUUGUGUCUGACAAAGUCUGGGAACAGAAUAAAAAUCAUCGACUUCGGAUUAGCAAGGUUCUACGACCCUGAGAAGAAGCUGCAAGUGUUGUUUGGUACGCCAGAGUUUGUGGCCCCAGAAGUGGUGAACUUUGAUCAAAUCGGUUACGGCACUGAUAUGUGGUCGAUUGGCGUUAUUUGUUACGUGCUAUUAUCGGGCUUGUCACCUUUUAUGGGCGAGACGGAUAUAGAAACAAUGGCGAACGUUACCGUUGCAAAGUACGAUUUCGACGACGAAGCUUUCAACGAAAUAUCUGAUGACGCUAAGGACUUCAUACAGAAACUGCUCGUCAAGGACAAAGAGUCGCGGCCGAGUGCCACCGAGUGCUUGCGUCACCGUUGGCUCCUCAAACGCUCGCAAGUGAAGAAAGACAAACCCAGACCGCAAACUUCGCCAAAGCACGAACUAGACGUCGCUAAAGACAACCUACGUCUCUUCGUGGAGAGAUGGAGUGAACAUCCGAACUCACCCUACGUCUUCGAUAACCAGGCGCAUGAAAUCAUCUGCCUCGUCAAUGGAAAUUGCGAGAGAUCAUCCAUCGGAGGCUGCUCACCAUCCCCUAGAAGUUCCCUCAGCAGUUCCCCUGAUAUAAUUUUCGAUGAAGACGAUCUUGAACCCCCGCCUUUAAGGGAUCCAACGCCCCUUGCACAAAGAUAUAACCCAGUCGAAAGACGAGCAUCGGACAGCAGUUGCUUUUUGCACAAAAAACACGACGUGUUAGUCAGAAAGAAUUUAGCCGAAGAAAUAAAGAAAUUAUCCGACCAUUUGUUCAUGUUGUCAACUAUGAGCACGGACCUUGUCAAUAAUAAUAGCUUUAAAGAGUUUGAUAAAAAUGCAACAGAAAUAAAGACAGCAUCUAAGGAAGAAAAGAAAUUGACGAACGGAUUUAAAACAGAAUCGAAACCGUCCAUAAAAACUAUUACAAAUGGAGAUGCUAAUAAAACAGAAAGAAAAGUUUUCACAUCAAAAUCCAGUAAUAAGAUCAAUUCCACUUUCUUGACGGAGAGAGAACAAGAAAAACCGAUGACUAGCAAAAUGCCCUGGGCGAAAGCGACUAGGUCAAAAAGAUUGACGAAUUUGAGUAGAGAUGUUCCUGACCAACCUAUAGACCGCCGAAGCACAUUCUUUGAGGAAUUCGACAAAAGACGAGAGAUAAUUGGAAAAUUAGUAAAUGGCUCCAGCAAUGGAAGGCAGUUACCAUACAGACGAGGAGAUGAGAAUAAUGCUCAUAGGACAAAAGAUCGUCUAUUGCAUCUUCUAGAAAAAUGGGCGGACACAGAAGUAGAAGGGGAGAGAACAGCGGGGGGUACAUCGAAUUGUGGAAGACAUCAGUCGAUAUCCCUCGAGUGGUCGUCCUCGAAUCAACUAGCCCAGAACUCUAUGUCCAGUCUUCACGCUUUUUUUCAAAGACAAACAUCAGACGAAAAGAAGCAACGGAAGAAAUGACUAGUGAUAUAGUAUAUGUAUAAGAAAUUGUAUGUAUGUAUUGAAAACAGGGACUUCAGUGCCAUGACAUUGUGUUGUUCAGAAAGGUCGACUUUGAAACUGUUGAAACAGUUUGGGUUACGUAAGAUUAAUUAAUUCUUUGAUCAGAAAAGAAUUUACUCGUAAAAGUGAAAGAUCUCAAUUUGUCAAUAUUAUUUUAUUAUUUAUUUCAUUCUCAACCAACAAUAAUUUUAUCCAAAUUU